Molecule: messenger RNA, 1691 nt
Organism: Phalacrocorax carbo (great cormorant)
Lineage: Eukaryota; Metazoa; Chordata; Aves; Suliformes; Phalacrocoracidae
Source: RefSeq, a predicted model, not a curated record
AUGGCGCCGCCGCAGCCCGCCGCGCUUUGCCUCUUCGACGUGGACGGCACCCUCACAGCCCCGCGCCAGAAAAUCACAGCGGAGAUGGCCGCGUUUCUGCAGAAGUUGCGUCAGAAGGUGAAAGUUGGAGUGGUGGGCGGUUCGGAUUUUGAGAAGAUUAAGGAGCAGCUUGGCGAUGACGUGGUUGAAAACUUUGACUACGUUUUUCCAGAAAAUGGUCUUGUAGCAUACAAAGAUGGGAAAUUCUUGAGCAAACAGAAUAUUCAGGGUCACCUGGGCGAGGAUAUACUUCAAGAUCUAAUCAACUACUGCCUGAGUUAUAUUGCAAAGAUUAAACUGCCAAAGAAAAGGGGCACCUUUAUUGAGUUCCGAAACGGGAUGUUAAAUGUGUCCCCCAUUGGAAGAAGCUGCAGCCAGGAAGAACGAGUUGAGUUCUAUGAACUUGAUAAAAAGGAACAUAUAAGAGAGAAAUUUGUAGCCGAUUUACGAAGAGAAUUUGCAGGAAAAGGCCUCACAUUUUCUAUAGGAGGCCAGAUAAGCUUCGAUGUAUUCCCAGAUGGCUGGGAUAAGCGGUACUGCUUAGGGAUCAUUGCCAACGACGGAUACGAGACUAUUUAUUUCUUUGGAGAUAAGACUAUGCCAGGAGGGAACGACUAUGAAAUUUUCACAGACUCCAGAACAGAAGGCCACAGCGUCACAUGCCCACAGGAUACCAGAAGAAUCUGUGAAGAGCUAUUUUUUAAAUAAAAGGCUUUUACAAUUCAUACUUACAAAACGGUUAAGACAGCUUAAUAACUCAAAACAUCUUUGUAUUGUUUUUUGUAAUUGAACACAAAUAGCAAGGGCUUUGCAUGUCAGUCACUACUGAAGGGAAAUGUUUUAAUUGAAGGGAACCUUGCUGACUGGUGCAAUAGAGCAGAGCUCAUUUAGCACCAUCCUUUCACACUAGUACUUUGUUUUCUUUUUAAUUGGUUGUGGAUUUGGGGGUGGGGGGGCAGGAAAUAAUUUGCCUAUGGUUGAUUUAUGGUCUCAGAAUUGGCCUGCAAGGCUUUAUCCCUAGUUUUUGAAGCUGCUAUUUAAAAGAUGAAUGUUUUAGAGUUGGUUUUUAAACUACUACCUUGUGGUAUAAAGACAUGACUUCCUGUUUAAAACUAGAAGAUGAGUAAGAAAGACAGGUUUUAUUUCUUUCUGGGGGCAGGAGGGUAGAACUGAGCCAGAAGUCCCUGAUCUCAUGGUCAAAAGGUGCAUCAAGUCUACCACGACUGGAAAGACUGGACCAACUGGUGCUAAAGUUACCUCCUCGGUACAGUUGCGGUGCCAACGCACAGUACAGUUCACAAUACCUACACUUUUUGCAGCAUGUUUUUAAAUCUUAAAAAAACAACUUUAAAACAACUUAAGCACAGUAGGAAAACAUUUUUCUAUCACUAAUGGCAUUUCUGAUUUCCCUGGUAAGAUGUUAAGGGUAGAUGAGAUUUUAGUACUAAGAAAAAUGACCUGAACUAUGUUUCUAUUAAAAUUUACCUUACACUGUCAUGCUGUAACUGUUAGUAUUACUUUUCUUGUCUGGCAUUAGGAAAGUAAUCCUGUGUAUGAACAGUUUAAUUUAGUAAAGGAGAAUAAAAUCUCAUUUUAUAAUGAAAAAUUACUGUCUCAAUUUGUCAUUUGGCAAAUAAAAUACAUAACGCAGA